CGUCAGUUUUCCCACGUCACAGCUGGCAACAUUCCGGCGAAUCUCCGGCAGUCAUGCCUCGCGCCGCGCCCGCCACGGCCGCGCUCGCCACCGCCACGCUCGCGGUACUCGCCGCGCUCGUCGCAUGCGUAGAAGAAGAAUGCAUCGACUGGGAAGGGAAGUCGGUACCCCACGGUCUGCUGUACGUGCCGGGGCCGGGAGUAUGUUCCCUCUGCGUGUGCUAUCACUCUGAGCCUAUGUGGUGCAAGGCUAUUUACUGUGAUCCGCCUUAUUUCUGCAAAAACUUCCGCGUCGGCGCACGAUGCUGUGAGUUCGAGUGCCUGGACCCGCCAGGAGAAGACACCAGAUACCGCGAGAGGCAGCGGCUUCGGGCCCUCAUCCUCGCUGGCAACUCCUCGGCCCCCCACCAGGGCCCCUCCAUCGAACUCAAAGCAGGAAUCUCCCUCCUAGCUGUAGCCGUCGCGCGCUUCGUAUGAAACACGGAACGCGUAGACCAAUAACCAAUUGAAAAUUUAAGGGAGUAUUUGCCUGGCUAAGGAGGUUUUAGUUCGUGAAAUUGAAUGCCAACAACUCACAUUC
Molecule: messenger RNA, 579 nt
Organism: Helicoverpa armigera (cotton bollworm)
Lineage: Eukaryota; Metazoa; Arthropoda; Insecta; Lepidoptera; Noctuidae
Exons: 3
Coding region: 54-476 (140 amino acids)
Cellular component (GO): membrane
Source: RefSeq, a predicted model, not a curated record